GCCCUAAGGGUUACAGGAAGUUGUAGCAGCUGCCAUGUUUAGCUGCUUUGUUGUAGAUUUCUUGUAGGUUUCCUGCAGAUUUUUAAGUGUUGCAAUGGAACCGAGCUGGAGUUCGUUUUUAUUUCAGCAGGCCAAUGAGGCGUUGCACCACCACCACCAGGUGUCCCAGAACAGCCUGCUGCCGCUGCUCAACUCCGCGUCGGAGCCCGUGGACCAGAAGCCCGUGCUGCCCAUCAUCCCGCUGGACCAGAAGCCGCCGGUCAGCGUCGCCGACCUGCUCAAGGACAACGUGGCCAGCGGUGCCGGCGGAGGGGGAGGAGGAGGAGGAGGAGGAGGUGGAGGGGGCGGGGGAGGAGGAGGCGGAGGCAUCCAUCACCCGGUGGUGGUCAAGAAGGAGCCCAAGUCCAAGACGCCGUUCGUGUGCAGCUACUGCAACAAGGCGUUCCGCGACAGCUACCAUCUGCGCCGGCACGAGUCGUGCCACACGGGCAUCAAGAUGGUGUCGCGGCCCAAGAAGAACCCGGCCGCCUCCGCCUCGGCGCCGCCCACCAUGGUUCCGCUCGUCUCGGCCGUGUCGCGUGACGGCGGCGGCCCUUACGUCUCCACCAUCGCCGGCAUGCUCACCACGGCGACCACCUCCGCCACAGCGUCCAGCGUCAUGACGUCCAUGGCGCACCACCACCACCACCACCAUCACCACCACCAGCAGCAGCAGCAGCAGCAGCAUCAGCAGCAGCAGCAGCAUCAGCAGCAUCAGCACCAACAGCAGCAUCAGCACCACCAGCAACAGCAGCAGCAGCAGCAGCAGCAGCAGCAGCCCAAGAAGCCACCCAAGCCGGUCAAGAAGAACCACGGCUGCGAGAUGUGCGGCAAGGCCUUCCGCGACGUCUACCACCUCAACCGCCACAAGCUGUCGCACUCAGACGAGAAGCCCUUCGAGUGCCCCAUCUGCCAGCAGCGCUUCAAGCGCAAGGACCGCAUGACCUACCACGUGCGCUCGCACGACGGCGGCGUCCACAAGCCCUACAUCUGUUCCGUCUGCGGAAAGGGCUUCUCCAGCAAGGACCGCAUGACCUACCACGUGCGCUCGCACGACGGCGGCGUGCACAAGCCCUACAUCUGCUCCGUCUGCGGAAAGGGCUUCUCCAGACCGGAUCAUCUCAGCUGUCACGUCAAGCACGUCCAUUCCACAGAAAGACCUUUCAAAUGCCAAGUAACAGCCUGCACAUCUGCGUUUGCCACCAAAGACCGCCUGCGCUCCCACAUGAUCCGGCAUGAGGGAAAGGUCACCUGCAACAUCUGCGGCAAGAUGCUGAGUGCCGCCUACAUCACCAGCCACCUCAAGACGCACGGCCAGCAGACCAACUUCAACAACUCCUGCAACAAAGACUCUAAUGACGUGUGCAAUUCAGCCUCCGCCACCCCCGUCUCCACCUCUGUGGCCAUCACGACGGCGAUGAACCGUGGCAACCCGGUGUCGGGCAACGCGGUGACCAUUGCGGCGCAGAUGAACAUCACCACCAACACGGUGAACAUCACCUCGCCGGUGAGCCUGCAGCACCCCGUCACCAUCACGGCGCCGGUCAACAUCGCCUCGGUCAACAUCCCCACCUCGGCGCCAAUGAACAUCGCCCACCCUGUGGCCAUCACCACGCCGAUGCCCAUGAACAUCGCCGGGCCACUCAACAUCGCCAUGCGCUCCAUGGAUAGCAUGCCUUUCCUCUCCCAGGUCCUGCCCUCCUCUCCGCCCUGGUAGGCUCGGCCUGGGGUAGAGCCACGCCUUCCUCCCCUGCAGCCAGCCAAUCCCUGCGGCGGAUCACCCACACCAGCCCCCACCUCUUCCUCCUAAAUCGUGUUCCUUUUGCAAAGCCCACUCCUUUUACCUUAUAUGGUCAUCAAGUAUAACCCCCCCCCCCCA
Alosa alosa (allis shad) is the source of this 1918-nucleotide messenger RNA. RefSeq names its product vascular endothelial zinc finger 1-like. NCBI's taxonomy places the organism in Eukaryota, Metazoa, Chordata, Actinopteri, Clupeiformes, Clupeidae. The transcript is spliced from 6 exons. Gene Ontology annotation, molecular function: RNA polymerase II cis-regulatory region sequence-specific DNA binding; DNA-binding transcription activator activity, RNA polymerase II-specific. Gene Ontology annotation, cellular component: nucleus; transcription factor TFIIA complex. The coding region runs from base 95 to 1756 and encodes 553 amino acids. Gene Ontology annotation, biological process: regulation of transcription by RNA polymerase II; transcription initiation at RNA polymerase II promoter. The record is from RefSeq and is a predicted model, not a curated record.